AUGCUGGACCCCAGGGAGUGUGGAGUGACAAUGACGUCCGGUCACAAGAUUUCCUUCUCUAUAAUUGACAUACUGGAUCCCAACAAAUUCAACAGCAGAAGGGCGAACGAACUUUCCGUCGCCAGGGAGAAGUUUCCCGCACCAGACGCGGGGGGGACAAGUUUGGAGUCGGACGGCGCCGCGGGCGGAGACGUCAGAGUUGAGCGUACGAAAACAGGAGAUGAACCUGCUGCAGCCUCCAGGCAUCACACAGUUGUGGCCGACCCCCUUCUGCUCUCCCCGUCGGCCGACACAGUGCCCUGUCCCACUGGGGAACACGACGAUGGCGAGACAGCGGUCGCCCUGCAGGUCCCCUCCCCGCACAAGCGGCGGCGACCGGACCAGGCCUGCGCCAAACCGCGGCGCGCCAGAACAGCGUUCACUUACGAGCAACUGGUGGCUCUGGAAAACAAGUUCCGCGCAACCCGUUACCUGUCUGUGUGCGAGAGACUAAACCUGGCCCUGUCGUUGAGUCUGACCGAAACCCAGGUGAAAAUUUGGUUCCAGAACAGGAGGACCAAGUGGAAAAAGCAGAACCCCGGGGCGGACAGCACCUUGCAGCCCGGCACCAACUCCCUCGUCAGCGUCAGUCCAAACCCGGCCGCCUGUGGGUCGAGCCCCGCCGGCUUCCACCAGACUUUCCCGAACUUCAGCUCUGGGAACGUGAUCUUCCACACGGCCGGUGCUGUUCCGCUUUCCUCCACCGGGGGGCUCCUGCAUCCCUUCAUGUCCAGUGGAUUCGUCCAGCCGACUUAUUUCAAUCCGCAUCUAUGAAAGAAACAGAGAUUUGACACGUUGCAGCUGGUGACAGACCCACUUUGGGGCGAAUUUUCACUGGGACUGAAUCAUUGUAAUCAGCUGAACUCUUACUGCCCAGAACCAUUGUAACUGUUACAUCAAUGCCCUGUCAUGUUCUACAAAUUGAGGAGGUUUUACAAGGUUUCGUGGUCCAUU
Messenger RNA from Xiphias gladius (swordfish), 993 nucleotides. RefSeq names its product NK1 transcription factor related 2-like,a (gene nkx1-2a). Gene Ontology annotation, cellular component: nucleus. Lineage: Eukaryota; Metazoa; Chordata; Actinopteri; Istiophoriformes; Xiphiidae. Bases 1 to 813 code for a protein of 270 amino acids. The transcript has 2 exons. Gene Ontology annotation, molecular function: DNA-binding transcription factor activity, RNA polymerase II-specific; RNA polymerase II cis-regulatory region sequence-specific DNA binding. The record is from RefSeq and is a predicted model, not a curated record. Gene Ontology annotation, biological process: cell differentiation; regulation of transcription by RNA polymerase II.